UUAGCGGCAUUUACACGAAGCUACAGGACACCAAUUAACACAGGUAUCUUAUUUGUGCCGGAACGCCAAGCAUGGAUAAUAGAGCGUCUAGGAAAGUUUCAUUCUGUUCUCAGCCCGGGUCUGAAUUUUUGCAUUCCGUUUGUGGACAGAAUCGCCUACGUUCAAUCAUUAAAAGAAAUUGCUAUCGACAUUCCUGAUCAAGCAGCCAUUACAUCAGAUAACGUCGUGCUACAACUGAAUGGGGUCCUAUUUCUUAAGGUGAUGGAUCCUUAUAAAGCUUCAUAUGGGGUUGAGGAUGCAGAAUUCGCAAUUACACAGCUAGCUCAAACUACAAUGCGAUCGGAGAUAGGAAAAAUACCCCUCGACAACGUAUUCAAGGAGCGUGAGGCACUUAACUAUAGUAUUGUGCGAGCCAUUUGCAAAGCUUCUGAGCCUUGGGGUAUUGUGUGUCUCCGAUACGAGAUACGCGACAUUCAACUCCCAGCAAAGAUUAAGGACGCAAUGCAAAUGCAGGUGGAGGCGGACCGACGGAAACGCGCGGCUAUCCUCGAGUCCGAGGGGCAGCGCGAUGCCGAGAUUAAUAGAGCUGAGGGCAUUAAACAACGUCAAAUCCUUUCCUCCGAGGGCCAGCGUGUGGAGACGGUAAACAAGGCUGCCGGUGAGGCCGAGGCGAUCAUGCGACUGGCCCAGUCUCGUGCGGACGCUGUCAGGGUAAUCGCCAGUGCUAUUGCCGGAGAGAAAGGUGUUGACGCAGUUCAAAUGGCAAUUGCAGAGCGCUACAUUGACGCGUUUAGUAAGUUGGCGAAGACCAACAACACCAUGCUUUUACCUACUGAGACUGGAGAUGUCUCCACAAUGGUGGCGAAGGCUUUAGCGAUUUUCAAGUCAAUCAAUCCGGAGAAGGGUGUGGAUGAGACGUCAUCGGUUUCCAAGCCCAUACUUCCUUCAAGAGUCUACCCCGCGAAGCACGGUGAUGUUAAGGCUGACAAAUGA
Hydatigera taeniaeformis is the source of this 993-nucleotide messenger RNA. The record is from the annotation of a GenBank genome assembly. Lineage: Eukaryota; Metazoa; Platyhelminthes; Cestoda; Cyclophyllidea; Taeniidae.